Zasmidium cellare ATCC 36951 is the source of this 570-nucleotide messenger RNA. RefSeq lists its product as uncharacterized. Lineage: Eukaryota; Fungi; Ascomycota; Dothideomycetes; Mycosphaerellales; Mycosphaerellaceae. The record is from RefSeq and is a predicted model, not a curated record. The coding region runs from base 1 to 570 and encodes 189 amino acids. The transcript has a single exon. Gene Ontology annotation, molecular function: protein tyrosine phosphatase activity. Gene Ontology annotation, biological process: protein dephosphorylation.
AUGGCAUCAGACUCCGCCCAGGCGGGUCAGGUAUCCGUCCUGUUCGUAUGUCUGGGAAACAUCUGCCGCUCGCCAAUGGCGGAGGGCGUGUUCCGGCAUCUCACGGACUUCGGCACUUCCAAGCAGCAUCCAUUGAUCAAGGAGGUCGACUCCUGUGGAACCGGUGCUUAUCACGCCGGUGAUAGACCAGACUCCCGAACGCUGUCUGUCUUGGAGGACAAUGGCUUGACGAACUACAAGCACAAGGCUAGACGAGUGAAGGUGCCUGAGGAUUUCGAGCGUUUCGACUACCUGCUGGCCAUGGAUGAGAACAACUAUAUCGAUCUGCGGGAUUCGGUCAAAAGAGCGCAAAAUAAGGGUAGUCUGGGAAGUGAUGCGCUGGACAAGGUGUACAUGUAUGGCGAGUUCGGUGGAAAGAACAAGAAGGAAGAGAUUGUGGAUCCUUGGUAUGAUGGAGGAAGAGAGGGGUUCGAGGUGGCAUAUGAGCAGGUGUCGAGAAUGGGAAAAGGGCUCCUGAAGCAUAUCGAAGAGCGGGCUAAGGCUGCAGCAGAUGGCAAGAGCGAGCUUUGA